AUGUCGACUCAACAGGCCGCAUCCUUGACGAUACGUCCCCUGAUUCCCGAUGGUGUAUACACCAUCCGUCAAGAUGGGAACCUCCUCACGUCGGACCCUGAUGGUUGUUACGUUUCCACCCAGACUGAACAAACUUCUGGUUCUGCCCAGAAGUGGAACAUCAAGUAUAAUACGGCCAGCCGUACCUACACCAUCACCAACGUUCAAUACAAGACUUCGGUCAACCGCAAGGACGGGCAGAAGGACAGUGUCUUCGCGAAGGAUGCGGAGACUAAGUGGCAGGUCGUAUCGGAUCAUGAUGGGCAGAACGAUAAGUUCAUGAUUGGCCUUUGGGAUGCGGAUAUACCUGAGUGGCUGGACAAUGAGAACAGUUCGGUUACUCUCCGCAGCCGUGACCCGGCCACCCGUCGCGACAAACAGCGCUGGACCCUCGAUCUCAAAGAACUUUCCGCUACUCAGCCUUCUGUCGAUCCCAAGCCUACAAGUGACUCUGUCCACGAUUCAUUCAGUCGCCUGAAGAGCGGGGGUUAUUAUUCGCUUAUAAACGUGCAGACGGGGGAUGAUCUUAUUGUUUGGACGAAGGAUCCUAAGGUGUCGAUGUGGACGAAUCCGGAUAGGAGCAAGCCGAGUGCUCAGUGGAAAUUGAACUUCAGUUCCGGUGGAAACGUCCAAAUCACGAGUUCCCAAAACUCGCGUACCCCGCGCUUCCUGUCCUCAUCGGGCCUCAGCACGACGGCCACUGAAUGUCAAUUGAAGUCGUGCGACGGACAGGAUGAGACGUUCAUGUAA
This is a messenger RNA of Stereum hirsutum FP-91666 SS1, 789 nucleotides long. RefSeq lists its product as uncharacterized. The record is from RefSeq and is a predicted model, not a curated record. Lineage: Eukaryota; Fungi; Basidiomycota; Agaricomycetes; Russulales; Stereaceae. The transcript is spliced from 6 exons. The coding region runs from base 1 to 789 and encodes 262 amino acids.